Molecule: messenger RNA, 1501 nt
Organism: Sorex araneus (European shrew)
Lineage: Eukaryota; Metazoa; Chordata; Mammalia; Eulipotyphla; Soricidae
Exons: 5
Coding region: 1-801 (266 amino acids)
Source: RefSeq, a predicted model, not a curated record
AUGGCCGAGGAAGGAGCAGCAGGCUGGCGGCGGCGGCGGCGGCGGCAGCGGCAGCCACCCCGGGGAAAGACUGUGAUUAACCAGGCAGCAACACAUCAUUUCCUCCCGGCGCGGAUCCAGGGAGCCGGGAGGGAGAGGGAAGGCGGCGGGGCGGGGCCGUCCCCGCGCCCCCUGCAGGCGCCCCGGCCGGGGGCGAGCCCGCCGAGCCCCGCCGAGCCUGACCGUGCCGCCCCCGGCGCGCCCCGCGCCGUCUGGCUCGGCCCGGGAGGCUGCGGGCGGGGAGGCGGCGGGCCGGGCCGGGCUCUCGCGGCCGGGGUGGGAGGAGGAGAGGCGGCGCGGCGCGGCGCGGGUGAGUGCCCAGGCAAAUUCACAUUUGCAGAGGAGGAUUCCGAUCGAUCACCACGGAGAUGGCUGGUGCUGAUUGUAGACUUUCAGCUUCACAGAAUUGAAGAAGGCAGUCAAAAGAGGCAAGAUCACAUACUGUCAUACAGGUAUGCAAAGAGAACCAAUGAAAAUGACCUGGCUUCUGAAACCCUACACCUGAUUCAUUGGAAUCCAGAAUCCAGCUGUGAUCAUCAUCUCAAUCAUCCAGCAACAAACACCACACACCCACCUGCCAGCCGGCCCCUGCAGCCACUACUACCUGUUCCCCUGGGAUUUGUGUUCUUCACAAAGAGGUGUGCAGCUGUACAGCUGAAUAUUGUGUGUGGUCUGUGGCAGCCAGCCCCACUCCUGAGGGUGAUCGACACCAGUGAGUGGAGGGAGUUCCGGAUUAGGGGAGUAUCUAAUGAUAUGAAGUGAGAAGUGGAAAACCAUGCAAAGGAAAUCAGGAGUUCUAGUUUGGAGGGAGAGAAUCUGAGUUUGAAAUACUGAACCCUCCCAGCUGCUCAGCAUGCAGAACUGGACCAACUGGGGAUGAUUUUGGCUUUGUUAGAAGGAAGAAGUUAAUGAAAUAUUGAGCCAGUUGAAAUUGGAGUAGGCUAGGAUAAACUUGAGGAUCUUAUCCCCAGAAAUAUUUACAAAUAGAAAGGUGAGCCCAGACUCCCAAAUAUAUGACCACUUAAUCUUUGACAAAGGAGCAAGAAACGUGAAGUGGAACAAGGAAAGCCUAUUCAACAAGUGGUGCUGAGGAAAAACUGGAUAGCUAUCUGCAAAACAUGAACUCUGAUCUCUGUCUAAUGCAAGCACAAAAGUGAGAUCAAAGUGGAUUAAAGACUUCAAUAUCAGACCUGAAUCAUACAUAGAGGAAAAUGUAUGGCAGAACCCUUUAUAACAUUAAAGCUAAAAGCAUCUUUAAGGAUGAAACAGCACUGACCAAGCAAGUGGAAAUAAACAAUAAACAAAUGGGACUACAUCAAACUAAGAAGCUUCUGCACAUCAAAAGAAACAGUGACCAAAAUACAGAGAGAGACCACAGAAUGGGAAAGAACUUUUACCCAAUACCCAUCUGAUAAAGGAUUAAUAUCUAGGAUCUACAAGACACUAGUAGAACUAUACAGGG